UUGGUCUAGCAUCUCUGAGCAAUGGACUGACUGGGUGACAGGGACCAUAAAAUGCGUUGAAAAGUAUCUCAUCCUUACCUCUUUAUUUGCGAUGCUUUCCUUAUAGCUAUGGAAAUUCGGAUUGUUAAAGGGUGGACUGUCUCGUUAUUCUCGUUGGAGACCCGGACUGUUUGUCAAUGAGAUAUGUGGAGUCGCUCUAUCCAUCGGUGUUAACGCAGAAAAUACAAGAUGAAGAAGCAAUUCAAUCGAAUGCGACAGCUCGCCAACCAAACAGUGGGCAGAGCUGAAAAAACAGAAGUAUUAAGCGAAGACCUGCUACAGGUGGAGAAGCGGCUGGAGCUGGUCAAACAGGUGUCCCACAGCACCCACAAGAAGCUGACCGCCUGUCUGCAGGGCCAACAGGGGGUGGAUGUGGAGAAAAGGUCUGUCAGAUCGCCCUCGAAAAAGCUGCCCCUUACAACGCUAGCACAAUGUCUGGUGGAGGGAGCUGCAGUGUUGGGUGACGACUCACUAUUGGGGAAGAUGCUGAAACUGUGUGGCGAGACACAGGAGAAGAUGGCUCAGGAGCUCAUCCUGUUUGAGUUCACCAUUGAGAGAGACGUGGUGGAACCCCUGUACGAACUAGCAGAGGUGGAAAUCCCCAACAUCCAGAAACAAAGGAAACAUUUAGCAAAACUGGUUCUGGACAUGGAUUCGGCACGCACAAGGUUCCACCAGUCCACCAAAUCGGGUAUGUCCAGCAACGUGCAGCCAGGGGCCAAGGGCGAGCACCUCAGGGAAGAGAUGGAAGAGGCAGCCAAUCGAAUGGAGAUCUGUCGAGAUCAAUUAUCAGCGGACAUGUACAAUUUUGUGGCCAAAGAAAUUGACUAUGCAAGCUACUUUCAGGCAUUGAUAGAGGUGCAGGCACAGUACCACAGGAAGUCGUUAGAGCUUCUCCAGAAUAUUCUGCCUCAGAUUAAAGCCCACCAGGAGACCUGGGUGGAGAAGCCAUGCUAUGGGAAACCCUUAGAGGAGCACCUAGCCCUCAGCGGGCGGGACAUUGCCUUUCCUAUCGAAGCCUGUGUCACCAUGCUGCUGGAGUGUGGCAUGCAGGAAGAGGGCCUGUUCAGAGUAGCGCCCUCUGCGUCCAAACUGAAGAAGCUCAAGGCGUCUCUAGACUGUGGGGUGAUGGACGUACAGGAGUACUCUGUAGACCCUCACGCCAUCGCAGGUGCUUUGAAAUCCUACCUUCGGGAACUCCCUGAGCCACUGAUGACCUUUGAACUUUACGACGAAUGGAUUCAAGCUUCCAACAUUCAAGACCAAGACAAGAGACUCCAAGCCCUCCUCACAGCCUGCGAGAAACUACCCUUGGCCAACGGCAACAACUUCAAGUAUUUAAUAAAAUUCCUCGCCAAGUUGGACGACUACCAGGACGAAAAUAAAAUGACCCCUGGGAAUAUAGCAAUAGUCUUGGGCCCCAACCUGCUGUGGACAACGCAGGAAGGAAACAUUACAGAGAUGAUGACCACUGUGUCCCUGCAGAUCGUAGGCAUCAUUGAGCCCAUCAUCCAGCACGCUGACUGGUUCUUCCCUGGAGAGAUUGAGUUUAAUGUCACAGGAAACUACGGCAGCCCAGUCCACACCAACCACAAUGCCAACUACAGCUCCAUGCCCUCUCCGGAUAUGGACCAUUCAGAUCGCAAGCACAGUGAUCAGAGCCGACGUCCACUCAGUGUGGCCACCGAUAAUAUGAUGCUGGAGUUCUAUAAGAAGGAUGGCAGCGUUAGGAAAAUUCAAAGCAUGGGGGUCAGGGUGAUGGACACUUCUUGGGUGUCGCGCAGGGGCUCGUCGUCAGCGCGUAAAAGCUCCUCCACGCCCCUGGGUGUGCAGCCCCCCCUCCCUCCCUCAGAUGCUCUCAUACCUGAGCAGGGGGAGGUCUCUGCGUCCCCCUCCCCAACCCCUCCUCCCGCUAGCAGUGACCGUGCCAGCUCCGAUGACGCGUCGGACUCCUGUUAUGCCUACCCCUCCCCGGAAGAGGAGAGGCCCCCUCCCCCUUACCCCUCUUCCUCCUCCUCCUCUUUCUCCUCUUGCUACCCGCCACCUCACCAUUUCUACCCCCGAGCACCGCAGUGCGCGCGUCCUGUCGCCCCUGGUCCCGAGUCCGUGCCCCCUGGACCGUCCCCCCCACCUCCCCCCCGCUGGUCUGGCUACAGCCCUCCCCCACUGCCCCCGUCUUCGUGCCCCUCUCCCUCUCCCUCCCCACAGCAGCUUGAUAUCAACUCUAACCCCAAACCUUGCACCCUGCACCUGCCCAAACAGAGCUCCCUGGCCGAAGCGCCGCAUGCGUCCCCACCGUCAGAAACUAACGUCUACCCUCUCUACCUCAAAACCCCCCUCGUGCUAACCCGACACGACCCGUCCCUCGGUCCCCACCCCCCUAACCUCCCCCUGUCCGCACCUCCUCCGUGGGCUGCCUGUGGCUGUAGCCGAGAGAGAGGAGCCAAGCUGACUAGUACUCUGAAGAACAAGGAGCUGUCUCCAGUGAUUGGACAGCAGGGCUUCCAGGGAACAGCACCCUCUGGUGGGCUGUCACAGCACUCUUCUGAACAUAGCCCUCACACCCUGAGUAGAGCUAAGAAGCUGGCCCCAAUCCCACCUAAACCCUACUCUCAGUCUGGGGGAAUGUCGGACCAGUCUACAGGUCAGCCAUCUCCAGUCAGUCUGUCCCCCACCCCUCCUAGUACCCCCUCCCCAUACGGCUUCAGCUACCCCCAGGGCUACGCCACCAUCGGCUCCCCGGGACAGGCCCAGGCCGCCACCCCGUCCCUCUCCUCCCCUCCCUCGCUAGCCGGCACCCUCACCAAGGCUAGGCCCACUCCCAAGCCUCCCCGGCAGAGGCCCAGCCUACCCCCGCCGCAGCCCCCCAGCACCCCUGGCUCCAGCCCCCAACCUCUGGAGCACGGUGGCGGCCUUCUGGAUGGAUUGUCUCCUGGAGAGAGCAUGUCCACAGACUCUUUCUGCAACCUGGAUAUCCCCAUCAUCAACGUAGAACUGGAUGGCAUCUUCGACGAGCCCAAAAUGGUCCCCUACAGGAACUCAGUGGCAGUAGUCCAGCCAACCCCUAAGGCCGAGUCAGAGGAAGAGUCUGAGAGCACGAUACUAUGACAUCACGAGUUUCCACCCCCAGCCCUACUAUUCCAACCUGUCUCCAGGACCCGUUCUCUGACUUUUGACCCAAUGGGACUUACUCCAGACCUCACCUCCACCCAUAGAGACCAAGCACCAGGCUCAGCCCUGUAAAUCAAAGUCCUUCUACAAAAAAUGUAACAGAUAUUAAUACAGAAAAUACCUAUAUCCAUAUCCAGAGGGUUUCUGACUGAGACAAUGGGGGGAGAAACUUUUGAUACAGAGAAAGGGACACAAUGCUAGGUUUUUAUGUUGACUAGAUUCCUUUGAUUCUAUCUGUGGUGCAUUCAUUUUUAAGGAUUUAUUUUAACCAAUUUGGUUUAUUUGUAUUUUAUUUUUGCUUUAUUUGAGUCAUUUGCAAUAUUGCCUUUAACUUACAAGACAUGAAAACAAGUUGCUUGGUGGAAUGGGUUCUCCUCUUGUGAGUGCAGUAGGAAUGGAAGGGGACAGUAUAUCUCUGAUUUCCUCUCCGUCACCAAGGCUAUAGCAUUCCUUUUGACGCCAUCCUAAACCCAUUCUUGUACUCUGAGGUCACUGGAAUUCUGGCAACCCCUUGUUCCGUCCUGGCUGAAUGUGUGUGUGUGUUUGUGAAUUGUGUGAUGUGUUUGGAAAUGUGCUGCAUCAUUGAGUGGGAGUUCUGCCAUAGUCUGUGAGUGAAAAUAUAAUGAAACUGCAACACCAGUUUGAGCUUGAAUUCACAAUCACACUCUUCAAAGGGGGGUUUACGAUUGCAUUUGGCUGUUAGAGGGGAAGUUAAAUCAGAAUAAUAUAUUAUUGACUAUUUAAAAUGACGGUUUAUACUGUACAUUUCAGAGUAUAUGAUAUUAACAGAGAUACAGGAGUUAUUACAUGAGUCAUAUAAUAAUUCAACCAUAGGUAUACAGAUAUUCUACUGUAUAUAGAACUAUAAAUACGGUAUACAGAUAUUCUAUAGUCUAGCAUGUACUUGAUUGUACAUUAUCAUAGGAGAGGCUUGGAGCUCAGUGGGAGAACUGUCUAUGUUGUAGAGGGAAUGGGGCAUAGAAACCAAAUAAACAGAAUAAUUCUAAAAGGAAUGGAUUGCUGAAUAGUGAGUAUGAGUGGACUUUGCAGGGUGGGACUCAGAUGUAGGAUCUUAAUUUGAUCACCCUGUUGCAGGAGAACUUUCCUGCAAUGCAGGAUUUUUAAAAACUUGAAGUGUAUUUGAGGCAUAAAAAGGCUUCUGAAGUUUGUAAUUUCCACUUUGAAAUUUCAGACUUGAUUUUCCCUUACGAAAAAUGUAUC
Coregonus clupeaformis (lake whitefish) is the source of this 4431-nucleotide messenger RNA. RefSeq names its product rho GTPase-activating protein 44. Gene Ontology annotation, biological process: regulation of actin cytoskeleton organization; regulation of dendritic spine morphogenesis; signal transduction. The transcript is spliced from 22 exons. Gene Ontology annotation, molecular function: protein binding; GTPase activator activity. The record is from RefSeq and is a predicted model, not a curated record. Gene Ontology annotation, cellular component: presynaptic active zone; dendritic spine; cytoplasm. The coding region runs from base 229 to 3147 and encodes 972 amino acids. Lineage: Eukaryota; Metazoa; Chordata; Actinopteri; Salmoniformes; Salmonidae.